This is a messenger RNA of Paramisgurnus dabryanus, 4267 nucleotides long. It is a transcript of the gene itcha, whose product is annotated as itchy E3 ubiquitin protein ligase a. Gene Ontology annotation, molecular function: ubiquitin protein ligase activity; protein binding. Gene Ontology annotation, biological process: proteasome-mediated ubiquitin-dependent protein catabolic process; protein K29-linked ubiquitination; protein K48-linked ubiquitination. The record is from RefSeq and is a predicted model, not a curated record. Gene Ontology annotation, cellular component: cytoplasm. NCBI's taxonomy places the organism in Eukaryota, Metazoa, Chordata, Actinopteri, Cypriniformes, Cobitidae.
ACAGCGAAAUGGAGUCCGCGCUGGUGGCGGACCUUUGCUCACCCGGAUGAGAUGGAGCGAAGUUUGAUGCAUUGACGGAAAGUUUCCUUCAAACCCCCUUCAUCCCGAGGUCUAUAUACAUUUCCAGUUACCGUAACGCGAUUAACCUGAGCCACAGGACGUUCUUUAAAUGGCUGUAUAAUGAAGGCCCAACUGCAAAUAACCAUUUUGUCCGCCAAGCUGCGGGAGAAUAAGAAAAACUGGUUUGGGCCCAGUCCAUAUGUGGAGGUGUGUGUGGACGGCCAAUCCAAAAAGACAGAGAAAUGUACCAACACAAACAGUCCCAAAUGGAAGCAGUCGCUCACUGUGAUCGUCACCCCUUUCAGCAAGUUAAUUUUUCGAGUUUGGAGUCAUCAGACCCUGAAGGCAGACCUUCUGCUUGGUAUGGCUACUUUGGAAAUCAGCGAGACCCUAAAAGCCAACAACAUGAAGAUUUGUGAGGUUGUGCAGUCCCUGCAGUUGAGCUCAGACAGAGAGAAGUCAGAUGUGGUUGGAGAUCUCUCUGUGUGUUUGGAUGGACUGCAGGUGGAUCCUGAGACGUUCGCUUCUGAAGAGCAAAAACAUAAUGCUGUUUUAAAUGGAGAAACCACUUUGAAUGGGAAUGUAGCAGUAAGUCGAGAUUCAUCUCCAUCCAGUGAAAUCAUCGAUGACGCGUCAGUGCCCAAUGGUCAUACGUUAGGAAGUACAGGGUCUGCCUCCCUAUCUACAGGGGCUCUGAGACCCCCGCGGCCCUCAAAACCCCAGCGACAACCACAUAUACCUGCUUCCUCCACAGCGUCCUCUGCCGGCUCCACUCCCACUCACAGCAGCAGCGCUCCCAGUCCUGAGACGUCCCCACGAGUGUGCGUGAAUGGAGAAACAGAGAGUCAGGGGUCAAGCUCUGGAUCAGGCACAGGAUCAGGGUCAAAUCAAGCCCCCAGAGCGAGUCCAACGCCCCCCAGAGCGAGUCCAACACCCCCCAGGUCAUCCAUGAUCAGUAACGGUCCUCUGCCACCAGGCUGGGAGCAGCGAAUCGAUCAGAACGGCCGUGUUUACUACGUAGAUCACAUUGAGAAGAGAACCACAUGGGAACGUCCAGAACCACUUCCACCAGGUUGGGAGCGUCGCGUGGACCCGAUGGGCCGUGUGUACUUCGUCGAUCACAUUAACAGAACCACCACGUGGCAACGCCCCACGCUAGAGUCGGUCCGAAACUACGAGGAGUGGCAAAACCAGCGCAGUCAGCUGCAGGGAGCCAUGCAUCGCUUUAACCAGCGGUUCAUCUAUGGGCUCCAGGAACAGCUCGCGCCCACAGCUAAUAAAGAGUUUGACCCUCUUGGACCUCUGCCGCAGGGAUGGGAGAAACGGACAGACAGUAAUGGCAGAAUGUAUUUCGUUCAUCACACCACGAGAUCCACUCAAUGGGAGGAUCCUCGUACGCAAGGGUUGUUAAAUGAGAAACCUCUGCCGGAGGGCUGGGAGAUGAGAUUUACUGUGGAUGGGAUUCCGUAUUUCGUCGAUCACAAUAGGAGAACAACAACGUACAUCGAUCCUCGUACAGGGAAAUCUUCUCUAGAGAACGGCCCUCAGAUCACGUAUGUGCGAGACUUCAAAGCUAAAGUGCACUACUUCCGCUUCUGGUGUCAGCAACUAGCAAUGCCUCAGCACCUUAAAAUUCAUGUCAGCCGUAAAACACUUUUCGAGGACUCGUUUCAACAGAUUAUGGGUUGUCAUCCUCAAGACCUGAGACGAAGACUGUGGAUCAUUUUCCCAGGGGAGGAGGGGCUUGACUAUGGAGGCGUGGCCAGGGAAUGGUUCUUCCUGCUCUCUCAUGAGGUGUUGAACCCCAUGUACUGUCUCUUUGAAUACGCCGGCAAAGACAACUACUGCCUACAGAUAAACCCCGCCUCAUCCAUCAACCCUGACCACCUCAAAUACUUCAAGUUCAUUGGCCGAUUCAUCGCUAUGGCCCUGUUUCAUGGAAAGUUCAUAGACACGGGCUUCUCUCUGCCCUUUUACAAGCGCAUCCUGAAUAAACCUCUGGCUCUCAAAGACUUGGAGUCCAUCGACCCUGAGUUUUAUAACUCUCUCAUGUGGAUCAAGGAUAAUAAUAUAGAGGAAUGUGGCCUGGAGAUGUUCUUCUCAGUGGAUAAAGAGAUUCUGGGAGAGGUCACCACUCAUGAACUCAAACCUGAUGGAGGAAACAUUCAAGUAACAGAAGAAAAUAAAGAAGAGUAUAUCAGGUUGGUCGCUGAGUGGAGGUUAUCCCGAGGGGUUGAAGAACAGACCGUGUCAUUCCUCGAGGGUUUUAAUGAGGUUUUGCCACAACAGUACCUGCAGUACUUCGAUGCCAAAGAACUAGAGGUGAUGCUGUGUGGAAUGCAGGAGAUCGAUUUAGGAGACUGGCAGAGAAACACCAUCUACAGGCACUACGCUCGCAGCACCAAACAGAUCGUCUGGUUCUGGCAGUUUGUUAAAGAGAUUGACAAUGAGAAGCGUAUGCGCCUGCUGCAGUUUGUGACCGGCACAUGCAGACUUCCAGUUGGGGGAUUCGCUGACCUCAUGGGAAGCAAUGGACCGCAGAAGUUCUGCAUUGAGAAAGUUGGAAAAGAAAACUGGCUGCCCAGGAGCCACACAUGCUUUAACCGUCUGGAUUUGCCGCCGUAUAAAAGCUACGAGCAACUAAAGGAGAAGCUGCUUUUUGCCAUCGAGGAAACUGAAGGUUUUGGCCAAGAGUGACGCAGAAGCGAGAUAGCAUCCCGAAAUAUGUUUCCAUGACAACACACAUUAAAGCUCCCGCUGCAGCAGCGAUGGAUGAGCAGCGUUUCUCUUUCACACGGAGGAAAGUGUCUGUCCGUGUUUGUUGGCAUUGACUUCCAUUUCUUGUUUUUUCGAGACCCACUUUCUGCUUCAUGAUGCUGCUUUACUCAUUGGUCAUCAACACACAUGAAAGUGAAAGGACUUCAGAAACGCUUUUCUCUAUGCACACUGUGUGAUCCUCAUAUAAUCUAAUAUUGACUGCGGCCCGGCUCUACUGUAAUGAUGCACAUGCAACAAACUCUUUUAUUUGUCCUUUACAACUUGAAAUGUGAAUCUGCACAGUGUUUGUCAGAGCUCCUCUCUGUUGUGUGAAAGUGUGAGACGGUGGAAGUUUCUACCAUCUGUGUUCCUGAGAUAGCUGGAAGUGCGUCAUCAUUUCAUGAGGUUUUUAUUGCCAGUCUGUACAUGUAAUUUAAACUGGUGCAAAAGAUCGUAAUAGUCCUAACAAAGGGCUUAUUUUAUGUAAACUUUCAUUUCUGUAUUAUUUCAUAGCCUGUCAAAAAAACCCCCAAAAAACCAUCAAAUGUCCACAUCAUCUCUGACUCUGUAAAGAGACACAAAAUACUAAAGCUUUCACUAACAGGCUUGUAAACUAUGGAUGUUAAGCUUAUUUUAGUUUAAACAAAUCUGCAGUCAGACAUCUUGAUCUUUUUAAGAUGAAUUUUAUUCUUUAAAAAAGUCGUUGUUUCGAAUAACAAACAACAAAAAAAUCACAAAAGAAUGAACUGUGUUUUACAGUAUUUGUUAAGAACAUGUUUUUAGGUAGAUGAUUUAGCCCUGACCUGUAGGAUGUUCUGUAUGUUUAAAAAAAAAAUACCUUGAUACUUGAAUAUAAAACAUGCAGGGCUAAAGGACAAAGCAUAAAGAAACUAUAAAAGCUGAAUAGGUUAGAAACUGAAUAGAAAUGUUCAGUAUACUUGUGAAUACAUUAUUGUAAGACACGGUCAGAAUUUAUUUUUCCCCCAAAACAAAAUGUUCAUUACUAUGCACUAGAAAUAUUUGUGUGCUCUCAAAAUGAUGCUACAUUUCGGAGAUUUCAGUUUUUCUCCAAAGUGAAUGAGUGCAUAUCGAAUAAAACUAUUCAUCAAGAUUUGAGACAUUUUAGGUUACUGUUUUUAGGGCCCUUAUUUAAUUGAUGCUUAAAUUAAACUGACCCUGAGAGAUUAAGAAAAGUUGUGUUGUCAUGUCUUAAAACAUUUUAUAGCUAUAAUAAAUAUGUAAAGGCCAGAUGGAUGGCUUACCACUUUAUUUUCUUAACACUGUAAAUUAUUUAUCAAUUAACCUGUAAUCUAUAAUACAUUAACAUUUAGUUGGCAAUAAUUAUUGAUUUAAAUUAUAUUUAUUUUUUAAGUGAAUGUGUACAGUUGGAUGAUUAAUAUAAAGAUGCCAAUUUAUUCUCAGCUGAAGAAAUAAAAAACGUUGAAAAAUA